Molecule: messenger RNA, 1749 nt
Organism: Penicillium cinerascens
Lineage: Eukaryota; Fungi; Ascomycota; Eurotiomycetes; Eurotiales; Aspergillaceae
Exons: 5
Coding region: 1-1749 (582 amino acids)
Biological process (GO): amino acid transmembrane transport
Cellular component (GO): membrane
Molecular function (GO): amino acid transmembrane transporter activity
Source: RefSeq, a predicted model, not a curated record
AUGGCUUUCUCCAAUAAGGACAAAGGGAUGAAUUCAGGUGUCCUGAGUACACUUGGCUUGAAGCCCGAAGGCCCUCAUGAUGUCCAGGAGGGAGUGAUGGCUGAUAACGCGGAUAACCUUCAACGUCACCUUGGAAAUCGCCAAAUCCAGCUCAUUGCAAUUGGAGGCUCUAUUGGAACCGCUUUAUUCGUGAGCAUUGGCACCGGUCUUUAUCACGGUGGACCUGGCAGUUUAUUCCUUGCUUUCACUAUCCAAAGUAUAGUCUUGGCAAUGGUGAAUAACUGCAUUGCCGAGAUGAGUACUGCAUUUCCCGUCAGUGGUGGAUUCAUUCGCCUCGCAGGUAAAUGGGUAGAUGAAGCUCUUGGCUUUAUGGUCGGUUGGAACUUUUUCUUUUACGAGGCCCUGUUGAUUCCAUUUGAAAUUUCGGCAUUUACAUUGGUACUGUCAUUCUGGAGCCCCACCGUCACGGAACCUGGCCCAGUCGCUGGUAUUUGUGCUGGAAUUAUUUUGUGCUACGCGUUUCUUAACAUACUCGCCGUGAAAGCAUACGGCGAAGCUGAAUUCUGGCUAUCUAGUGGCAAAGUCGUGUUGAUAUUUUCGCUGUUCUUCUUCACGUUCGUCACCAUGGUUGGUGGGAACCCAAGUCACGAUGCAUACGAAUUUCGCCAUUGGAACAACCCAGGCUCAUUCAUGGAGUAUCUUGAUACUGGUGCCCUCGGUCGCUUUGAAGGGUUUUUAGGGUCCCUGUGGUCCGCUUGCUUUGCGGUCGUUGGCCCGGAGUAUAUCUCGAUGGUCGCAGCCGAGGCCAAGCGCCCACGAAUCUAUAUCAAAAGCGCUUUCAAGACAGUUUACAUCCGAUUUGGCAUCUUUUUCAUCGGAGGCGCACUGGCUGUGGGUAUCGUCUGCUCUGCCAGGGACCCGGCUUUGGUGGCAGUUGUUAACGGCGAUUCUUCUGGCUCCACUGCUGCGGCAUCCCCAUAUGUCAUUGGCAUGCGGAACAUGGGCAUUACGAUUUUCCCCUCAAUUGUGAACGCUCUUCUGUUGACUUCGAUCUUCUCCGCUGGCAAUACCUACACUUACUGUGCUAUCCGUACUCUGUACGGUCUCGCACUUGAAGGACGAGCUCCGAGAGUCCUCACGUACACUACGCGGCAGGGUGUACCGAUCUAUUGCUUCGCCAUUGUGAUGGUUUUCCCUCUUCUCUCUUUCCUACAGGUAUCGAAUAGUUCUUCUAUUGUCAUCACUUGGUUUGCAAAUCUCGUGACCGCUGGAGGUCUGAUCAACUACAUCACGAUUUCGUUGACCUACGUCUUUUUCCAUCGUGCUUGCAAGGCACAAGGUAUUGACCGCAGAACGUUUUCCUACUUCGGUCGGUUCCAACCCUAUUGCGCAUACAUUGCCUUUGUCUGGAUGAUUCUCGUCGCAAUUCUAUACGGCUACCCUUCAUAUAAGCCAUGGUCAUUGUCAACAUUCUGGUCGGAUUAUACGAUGCAAAUCGUCAUACCUCCUCUUUUUCUCAUCUGGAAAAUCAUCAAGCGCACAAAGCUGGUGAAGCCCCAUGAGGCUGACCUGGUCUGGGAGCGACCUCUUAUUGAUGCCUAUGAGGCAAGCUUCACCGAUCCCCCGGUUGGAUUUUGGAGGGAAAUAGGCCAGAUGGUCGGCGUUGGGCGGAUCGAGGGUGGGAAUGACAAACGGCGAGCUUCAAUGGCUGAUCACUCCUUUAAGAAUGAAGAAGGGGCCACAGCGUGA